GUGAAAUUUUCUACUUCAUUGUUCAGGUUUGCCAACAGAGAACGUAAAGAAUUUAGAAUUUGCUUGUGAUUGAUUUAGUGUAUUGUUUGAAUCAAAUUUCGCCAUCUCAAAAUAAUUUUAUGUUCGGAGGGUAUUAGUUGAAGAGGUGCGUUUAUUAAAUGAAGCUGAAUCUGUUUUUAAUUCAUGUUUUGAAGUACACUUGAGGCGGGAUGAGCUCCAGCGUGUGCUACCGGUGCAACCGCACCGGCCACUUUGCGCGCGAGUGUCCCGAGGGGGGCGGGGCAGACCGCCGCGCGGCGCAGCAGAAGUGCUACAAGUGUAACCGCAUGGGACACUUUGCCCGGGACUGCAAGGAGGAGCAGGACCGCUGCUACCGCUGCAACGGCACGGGGCACAUCGCCCGGGACUGCCAGCAGGCCCCAGGAGAGCCGUCCUGCUACAACUGCUCCAAGACGGGCCACAUCGCCCGCGACUGCCCCGAGACGGCGUCCGCGGGACCGUCCUGCUACAACUGCUCCAAGCCGGGCCACAUCGCUCGUGACUGCCCCACCGCCGGCUCCAAGUCCUGCUACAAGUGCGGCAAGACGGGGCACAUCAGCCGCGACUGCGACGGCGACAACUAGCCAUCUCCCCUCGACGUGGCCCACCUCAUCCUUCCGGCCGUGCGUGUGCUUGCAAGUUCGGUUUCUCUUUGUCAGAUUUCAGUUGAUGUGUAAAUAGUAAGGUUUCCUGUUUCAAAUAGCAUUAUUUCAUGACCAUAAUUAAAUUUUUUAAUGAGAAUUUAUGUUUAAGAAAUAGCAUUUCACAUAAUCACGGAAAAAUGUAUAAAAAUGUUAUUUGUAUGAUGGUUCUUAGUUAGGGAAGGAUUAUCUGACAUGUUGAUUGUUAUUUUUUUUGCUGUUUAAUCCAAACAGAUGAUUAUUAUUUUGUUUCCAUUUUUAGUAGGUAGUAAAAUUGGAAAAUAAUGUUUUUUUUUUUUUUUUUGGGGAUGAAAUCUUUUAUGUAUUACUUGUAUUCCUGUGCAGUAGAAGAACCCAAGUAUGCUGAAUAACAGAUUUAUUAUUUAUGAACAAAUUUCAAAUAAGCUGAUUCUGUAUUUAUGUUACUAAGUUGUAUGCUUGAAUAUAUACAUAUAUUUCUUGUCCAUUGAAAA
Messenger RNA from Bacillus rossius redtenbacheri, 1153 nucleotides. RefSeq names its product CCHC-type zinc finger nucleic acid binding protein-like. The coding region runs from base 210 to 623 and encodes 137 amino acids. Gene Ontology annotation, biological process: positive regulation of cytoplasmic translation. The record is from RefSeq and is a predicted model, not a curated record. Gene Ontology annotation, molecular function: zinc ion binding; single-stranded RNA binding; translation regulator activity. The transcript is spliced from 2 exons. Gene Ontology annotation, cellular component: cytoplasm. Lineage: Eukaryota; Metazoa; Arthropoda; Insecta; Phasmatodea; Bacillidae.